AUGUGUUCAUCCCCUUCACCGAACAUUUACAUCCCAAAUCAAUGGUCUCAGGCUGCAAACUCCAUUACAUCCAGUUCAACGCCUCCUAUCACACUAAUAUGUGGAGCCAAAAACUGCGGAAAAUCAACCUUCGCUCGUUAUCUCCUUAAUAUCCUAUUGACCCGAUGUAAUAAAGCUGCUUUUCUCGAUACCGAUGUUGGCCAACCGGAGUUCACUCCUCCUGGUUUUGUUUCUCUAACCGUUGUUCAUAAACUCACUCCAGAUUUGACGAUUCCAUGCCUGAAAACACCAGAAAGAUCCCUUUUCUUUGGCGAUGUUUCUUCUAAGAGAGAUCCUUCAGCAUACUUAAAUUACAUACAUUCCAUUUAUGAUUAUUAUCAUAAGGAGUAUCGCAUCUUUGAUAAGGGAGAAAAAUGUUAUAAGAUUCUGAUGCCUCUUGUAGUGAAUACUCCUGGCUGGGUUAAAGGUGUUGGUUAUGACGUAUUAGUGGACAUGUUAAAAUAUAUUUGUCCCACCCAUAUAGUUAAGAUAGGCAUAUCCACUGAAAAUAAGAAUUUACCUGCUGGAAAAUUCUGGUUAGAUGGGGAACAUGACGGAACAAUUAAAUUGCUUGAGAUAAAUUCAGCUCGUCAGGACUCAUUAGAUAGAUCAGUGCUUGUUCAGAAGGAUGCUCGUCUCAUGCGUGAUUUACGAAUAAUGGCUUAUUUCAGACAGUGCUUUCCUAGUGGUUCAGAUAUUUCAACGAUCAAGGAACUUGCUCGUUCCUUGGCCUUUCACUGUCCUUAUCAAGUUCCCAUUGCAAGCAUAAAGAUUCGACAUGUUCAUCGUGAGGUCCCAAGCUCUGAAAUAUUCUAUAGCCUGAACGCUAGUAUUGUUGGCUUAGCAGUUGAAUCUGAAGGAGCUGAAAAUUUACCCUGGUGCCUUGGUCUUGGCAUUGUGAGGGCCAUUGACACAGUCAAAGGCAUACUCUAUGUGAUUACACCUCUGCCAUUUGGUUCUCUGAAAAGAGUCAACCUCUUGCUACAAGGUUAUAUCCAAAUUCCUUCUUGUUUAUUGCAGGUUCAAGGAUGCAUAUCACCUUACAUGUCAACGAAUGUAUUAACUACAAGCUAA
This is a messenger RNA of Lathyrus sativus (Indian pea), 1113 nucleotides long. Lineage: Eukaryota; Viridiplantae; Streptophyta; Magnoliopsida; Fabales; Fabaceae. The record is from the annotation of a GenBank genome assembly.